Molecule: messenger RNA, 2421 nt
Organism: Electrophorus electricus (electric eel)
Lineage: Eukaryota; Metazoa; Chordata; Actinopteri; Gymnotiformes; Gymnotidae
Gene: msh5
Product: mutS homolog 5
Biological process (GO): chiasma assembly; mismatch repair
Cellular component (GO): nucleus
Molecular function (GO): ATP-dependent DNA damage sensor activity; ATP binding; mismatched DNA binding
Source: RefSeq, a predicted model, not a curated record
AUGGCUGAGAGGAGCAGUGGUGUAAGAGAUGUUAGUCUCAAUGGAGAUGAUGAAAAUGAGGAAACCACUGAGGUGUUCCUGAGUGCAUUUGUUCAGCAUGAACAGCUUGGUCUAAGUUUUUAUGACAGUAGAGAUUAUACCUUGCACUUCAUGCCUGACACAGUGGAUGACACGGACCUCCAUUUAUUGGAUAGAGUGAUACAGGAGAUCAGCCCUCAUGUCAUCAUUACCAGUGCAAAGCAAGAGCAAAACAUGGCCCGUUUUAUGAAAGGACUGGGAUCAAAUUCAGACUACAAGCCAGAAAUUGUUGUGUAUCCCCAUGCUGACUUUGGCGUGGAGGUCAGCAAACAGAGGCUGCUGUCUGCACAUCUUCCCUUCAUACCUUCAUCCAUCACUGAGCAAGAGCGCAUUUCCUAUCUCACCUCCUGCAUCCCGUUCGACUCUGUGAUGAUGCUGCGGACGGUAGGAGCGCUCCUGAAGUGUCUGGACAGGAGAAGGGUUGGCGUGGAACUGGAGGACAGCAGUGUAGGAGUUCCCAUACUGCAGUUUCUCACCUACACGCUAAUGGAUGUGGUGUAUGUUGACAGGGACACAUACAGCGUUCUCCAGAUCUUCAAAUCUGAGCUGCACCCUUCUGUCUACAAGCUCCAGUCAGGAGAGAAGGAGGGUCUGAGUCUAUAUGGUAUUCUGAACCGUUGCCGAUGCAAGUUUGGGUCCAACCUUCUUCGGCAGUGGUUCCACAGGCCCACCAGAGACCUAGGUGUGUUGAGGAGAAGGCAGGAGGUGGUGCGUUUCUUUACGUCCCCCCGCAACUCUGAGGUCAUGCGCAUACUGCAAAGCUUCCUGCGCAACAUCCGGAGCGUUCCGACUUUGCUGCAAAGGAUGUCUCUCUCUCAUACCAAAGUCAGUGACUGGCAGAGUCUGUACAAGACUGUGUAUAGUGCCGUGGGGAUCAGAGACACAGUGCGCUCUCUGCCUCAGACCAUUCAGCUUUUUCAGGAGAUCAGUGAAGGGUUUGUGGAUGAUCUGCACUACAUCGCCGCGCUCAUUAGCAAAGUGGUUGAUUUUGAAAGCAGUUUAGCUGAGAAUCGUUUCACCAUUAAACCAAAUGUUGAUCCCGCCAUCGAUGAGAAGAAAAGACGGAUGAUGGGAUUGUCAGAUUUCCUAACAGAUGUGGCCCAUGCCGAGCUGCAGACUCUGGACUUGCGUUUUUCUACUUGCAGUGUUAUCUACAUUCCCCUGAUCGGAUUUCUUCUUUCAGUACCUCGUCUGCCUAGCAUGGUGGAGAAGGAGACCUUUGAGAUUGAAGGCCUCGAUUUCAUUUUUGUGUCUGAAGACCGACUUCACUAUCGCAGUGCGAGAACUAAAGAGCUGGACAACAUGUUGGGAGACCUUCACUGCGACAUCCGAGACAUGGAGACGGCGGUGAUGACGCAGCUCCAGGCCACUGUCUUGCAGCGCGCCAGCUGCCUGUGUAAGGUCCUGUCCCUGUGUGCAGAGCUAGACUGCCUCAUGGCGCUGGCUCAGGCCUCGCAGGACUACGGCUACUGUCCCGCAACGCUCACAACACACAGCAGACUGUCCUUGCACCAGUCCCGACAUCCUCUGAUGGAGAUGUGUGCUCCAGUGUUCGUGUCAAAUCCGUGCAUCAGUUCUGAGACUGAGGGACGGGUCAAGGUGUUAACAGGCCCAAACUCUUCUGGCAAGAGCAUUUACCUAAAACAGGUGGGCCUGAUUGUGUUCAUGGCUCUGAUUGGCUCUGAUGUACCUGCAAAAGAGGCAGAGAUUGGUCUGGUAGAUGGCAUCUUCACUCGCAUGCAGAGUCGUGAGUCUGUGUCUGUGGGCCUGAGCACCUUUAUGAUAGACUUAAACCAGAUGGCAAAGGCUUUGAACCACAGCACUGGAAGGUCACUCGUGCUUGUGGAUGAGUUUGGCAAAGGAACCAACACGGUCGAUGGUUUAUCCCUCCUGGCUGCAUGUCUGAAUCACUGGCUAGGCAGAGUUCCAGCCCAAUGUCCUCAUGUUUUUCUGGCUACAAACUUCCACGGUGUCCUGCAGCUGGGACUGCUUCCACAGACUCAGCUUCUGUCCCUACUGACAUUAGAGACUGCUGUAGAUGGGGAGGAGUUGGUCUUCCUCUACCAGCUGAAAGAGGGCAUUUGCCAGUCCAGCUAUGCCGCAAACAUCGCCACGCUGGCAGGCCUGCCACCUGCCCUGGUACAGAGAGGGGUGGAGGUAUCAGAUUUGUACAGAACAGGAAAGGCCAUCAAAAGGCUUGACCAGCCCUCUAGUGAUGAACACACUAACAGAUGUGAAAGAGUGGUAGAAAAGUUCCUCAGCCUUGACUUGGAUGACCCCUCCGUAGAUUUGCACAGCUACAUGAAAGACGAGCUGCUGCCCUCUACGGGAGAACUGCUGUGA